AUGCCGACCCCCGAGUCCGAGAUGUUCCUGGCCCAGAAGCCCAAGGUCCCGCCGACGUUCGACGGCGUCGACUACGACGACACCAAGGCGUUCAAGCAGGCACAGGACGCCAUCAUCCGCGAGCAAUGGGUCGGCGCCAUGAUGUUGCGUCUCGUCGGCGAGGAGUUGGGCAAGUGCUACAAGAAGGAGGGUGUCAACCACUUGGAGAAGUGCGGCCACCUGAGGGAAAAGUACCUUGAGCUGUUGAAGGAGAAGAAGGUCAAGGGCACACUGUUCCAGCAGCAGAACUACAUCACCAAGCAGGCAUGA
Messenger RNA from Colletotrichum aenigma, 309 nucleotides. RefSeq names its product NADH-ubiquinone oxidoreductase 12 kDa subunit. Lineage: Eukaryota; Fungi; Ascomycota; Sordariomycetes; Glomerellales; Glomerellaceae. The transcript has 2 exons. The coding region runs from base 1 to 309 and encodes 102 amino acids. The record is from RefSeq and is a predicted model, not a curated record.